CAGCAGAACUAGUUGAGUAGACGCCGCGGCUGGGCCGGGACCCGCCCAGAGGUGCGCGGCUCGAGCCAGGGUCUGAGCCAUGGCCGGCGAGGAGGACCGCGGGGACGGGGAGCCGGUAUCAGUGGUGACCGUGCGGGUACAGUACCUAGAAGACACCGACCCUUUCGCAUGUGCCAAUUUCCCGGAGCCGCGCCGGGCCCCCACCUGCAGCCUGGACGGGGCGCUGCCCCUGGGCGCGCAGAUACCCGCGCUGCACCGCCUGCUGGGGGCGCCGCUCAAGCUAGAGGACUGUGCCCUGCAAGUGUCUCCAUCUGGAUACUACCUGGACCCUGAGCUGUCUCUGGAAGAGCAGCGGGAGAUGCUGGAGGGCUUCUUUGAAGAGAUCAGCAAAGGGCGGAAGCCUACUCUGAUCCUGCGGACCCAGCUCUCUGUGAGGGUCAAUGCCAUCUUGGAAAAGCUGUAUGGCUCCAGUGGCCCUGAGCUCCGACGCUCCCUCUUCUCACUAAAGCAGAUCUUCCAGGAGGACAAGGACCUGGUGCCUGAAUUUGUGCAUUCUGAGGGGCUGAGUUGCUUAAUCCGUGUGGGUGCAGCUGCCGACCACAACUACCAGAGCUACAUCCUCCGAGCACUAGGCCAGCUGAUGCUUUUUGUGGAUGGGAUGCUGGGAGUGGUGGCCCACAGUGAGACUGUGCAGUGGUUGUAUACACUGUGUGCCAGCCUGUCCCGCUUGGUGGUGAAGACAGCCCUGAAGCUGCUGCUGGUGUUUGUGGAAUACUCUGAGAGCAACGCACCGCUGUUCAUCCGCGCAGUCAACUCUGUGGCCAGCACCACGGGCACUCUUCCGUGGGCCAAUCUGGUGUCCAUCCUAGAGGAGAAGAAUGGCGCUGACCCAGAGUUGUUGGUGUAUACUGUCACCCUCAUCAACAAGACUCUGGCAGCACUCCCAGACCAGGACUCUUUCUAUGACGUGACGGAUGCGCUGGAGCAGCAGGGCAUGGAGGCACUGGUCCAGCGCCACUUGAGCACUGCAGGCACUGACGUCGAUCUGCGUGCACAGCUUGUGCUCUACGAGAGCGCCCUGCGGUUGGAGGAUGGAGACAUGGAAGAAGCUAUGGCAGGUGGGCGGCGCACCACCCGCCGAAAGCCUUCUUCAGAGGAGGGCAAGCGCAGCCGCCGAUCUCUGGAAGUGCGCUCCCCGGAGCCUGGCUCCACAGGCCCUGCCUCGCCGGUAGUCUCCACCUCCUCCUCCACCGACCCCGCCUCCAGCCCGGUAGGUCCCGCCCCAGCUACAGGCCCCGCCUCCAGCUCCCACACCUCCGUGAGCCUCUUUCCUACCAUCUCCGUGGCGCCCUCAUCCGACAGCUCUUGCGAAAGGAGCAUCUACAAACUUCACCAAACUGCUCCUGUUUGGGCCCCAGAGAGCCCACCUGUCCCCCAGUCCCCUCCUGGGCAGGCCAGGCUGGAAGCUCGCUUCCUGGAGAAUGUAGCAGUCACAGAAACAGCAAAGCAAGCUGCACUGGCCCAGGGCCGGGCAGAGACACUGGCCGAAGCCAUGCCUGAUGAUGUUGAUGGGCACCCAGACACCCAGGAACAGCGGGGCUCCCCAGAACCAGUCCCUACACCCAGAACACCCCAGAAUGCUGCCCCUCGAAUCCUACUCCAGGCCCAGCAGAGCCUUGAGCCAGAGCCCAAGGAGCCACUGGUCCCACCAAGCCCCAAGCCUGAGCCCAUCCAGGAGCUCCCUACCCGUGGACCCAGGCUCUGCAUUGGGGACCUGGACUUCUCAGAUCUAGGGGAGGAUGAAGAUCGAGACAUGCUGAACAUAGAGUCUGUGGAGGCGGGGAAUGGGGUCCCACCUCCACCACCCCCACUGCCCCUGCUCUCUGGAAGCCCCCCGCCUCCUCCACCCCCACCUCCCCCACUCAACAAAAGUCCCUUUCCACCACCACCACCCCCAGCUGCCCCUCUUCCCCCCUCAGCACCUGAUGGCCUAGCCCUUCCCACAAAGAGGAAGACAGUAAAACUUUUCUGGCGAGAGCUAAAGCUGGCUGGGGUCCAUGGAGGCUCUAGCAGCCGCUUUGGGCCCUGCCCCACCCUAUGGGCCUCACUAGAGCCUGUCUCAGUGGAUACAGCCCGGCUAGAACACCUGUUUGAGUCUCGUGCCAAGGAUGUGCUGCCUUCUAAGAAGGCUGGUGAGGGCCGCCGCACAAUGACCACAGUGCUGGACCCCAAGCGCAGCAAUGCCAUCAACAUCGGCCUAACCACACUACCACCUGUGCACGUCAUUAAGGCUGCCCUGCUCAACUUUGAUGAGUUUGCUGUCAGCAAGGAUGGCAUUGAGAAGCUCCUGACCAUGAUGCCCACGGAGGAGGAGCGGCAGAAGAUCGAGGAGGCCCAGCUAGCCAAUCCUGACAUACCCCUGGGCCCAGCCGAAAACUUCCUGAUGACCCUCGCCUCCAUCGGAGGCCUGGCUGCCCGCCUACAACUCUGGGCCUUCAAGCUGGAUUAUGACAGCAUGGAGCGGGAAAUCGCAGAGCCGCUGUUUGACCUGAAAGUGGGCAUGGAACAGCUGGUGCAAAAUGCCACCUUCCGCUGCAUCCUGGCCACCCUUCUGGCUGUGGGCAACUUCCUCAAUGGCUCCCAGAGCAGGGGCUUUGAGCUGAGCUACCUGGAGAAGGUGUCAGAGGUGAAGGACACGGUGCGCCGACAGUCACUGCUGCAUCAUCUCUGCUCCCUGGUGCUCCAGAUCCGGCCCGAUUCCUCUGACCUCUACUCAGAAAUUCCUGCCCUGACCCGCUGUGCCAAGGUGGACUUUGAGCAGCUGACUGAGAACCUGGGGCAGCUGGAGCGCCGGAGCCGGGCAGCAGAGGAGAGCCUGAGGAGCCUGGCCAAGCACGAGCUGGCUCCAGCCCUGCGUGCCCGCCUCACCCACUUCCUGGCCCACUGUACCCGCCGUGUUGCCAUGCUGAGGGUUGUGCACCGCCGUGUGUGCAACAGAUUCCACGCCUUCCUGCUGUACCUGGGGUACACGGCAGAGGCAGCCCGUGAGGUCCGCAUCAUGCAGUUCUGCCACACGCUGCGGGAGUUUGCACUGGAGUAUCGGACUUGCCGGGAGCGGGUGUUGCAGCAGCAGCAGAAGCGAGCCACGUACCGUGAGCGCAACAAGACCCGGGGACGCAUGAUCACCGAGACAGAGAAGUUCUCAGGUGUGGCUGGGGAAACUCCCAGCCACCCAUCUGUCCCAGUGGCUGUGAGCAGUGGGCCAGGAAGAGGGGAUGCCGACAGUCACGCCAGCAUGAAGAGUCUGCUGGCCAGCAAGCCUGAGGACGCCACACACGGCCGCCGCAGCAGAGGCAAUGUCCAGAACAGCUCCCCAGUCAUGCCUACCACAGUGGGGCCCUCCACUGUACCCCCAGAAGAACCUCCCGGCUCCACUUUACCCAGUGACACUUCAGAUGAGAUCAUGGACCUGCUGGUGCAGUCGGUGACCAAGAGCAGUCCUCGUGCCUUAGCCGCUCGGGAGCGCAAGCGUUCCCGUGGCAACCGCAAGUCUUUGAGACGGACAUUGAAGAGUGGCCUUGGGGAGGACCUAGUUCAGGCACUAGGACUGAGCAAGGGUCCUGGCUUAGAAGUGUGAAGGCGCUGCCUCCUACAUCUGUGCCCCAGCCUGCCGUGCAGGAGACUACAGUGAGGAGGGAACAGAGUGCAACUCUCAGCCUCUUCUCAACACUAGGGCCACUGUGCCCGUGGCCAGUGCCGUGAGCAGUAUUAGCUGUGUGCCUGUGUGAGUGUGUGUGCAUGUAUGAGCUCCCUGGAUGCAUGGAGCGUAAUAAAGUUUUCCUACCAAUCCAA
Sus scrofa (pig) is the source of this 3852-nucleotide messenger RNA. RefSeq names its product formin homology 2 domain containing 1 (gene FHOD1). Gene Ontology annotation, cellular component: cytoplasm; cytoskeleton. The record is from RefSeq and is a predicted model, not a curated record. Gene Ontology annotation, biological process: cortical actin cytoskeleton organization. Gene Ontology annotation, molecular function: actin filament binding. NCBI's taxonomy places the organism in Eukaryota, Metazoa, Chordata, Mammalia, Artiodactyla, Suidae.